AUAUAUGAUAUUUUUGAGUGAUAAGUCCCGUUUAAAGUAAAUGGGGUAUUGCGACGUGUUUGGACCCUCCCAUGGGUUGUGAGGUUUAAGUUAACUCCAGAUGCGCAGCCGCGUCUGAGGCAUAGUGAGUAGUGCCGCGUUGUUUUCACCUGGUUUUCCUUUAAAAAUCAACGCGCAGAAAAUUUCACUCAGAUGUAAAAAACAAGUGGUCCAGCAGACACCCUACGGACUCAGACCUUCCUACGGAUUUUCUGUGGCUCUAGGGCAGAAGCCAACUCGCAGUAACGAAGGCAUCCUUACUUAACAUACAUCCAUUCUUAUUCACCGUGGAUACAUUCUUAUGGAGAAGAAGAUAGCUUUUACAUUUGAAACGUCUUUUUUAAUACGCUGAUGUCUAUGUUUUGUGCAAAUUGUCACAACAACUGCGUCACGGAGACCAAUAAAGUGAACGUAGGUCUCAGGUGUACUGCUGACAUCUGAAAACUUUCCAGAGUCAAGACGCUUAGAACCGUGUCGCAACUAGAAGAAUCGGACGGGGUGACAAGAUCUUUUAUUUUGCAUUUAGGAAUAAUUCUUGAAAUAUAGUUUUGUCAUGCAAUUGAUGUGAUCACUGACGCCAAACUCGUUAAGCAAGGUUGCCUCACCAUUUACCACGAUGAAGGACGACUUCAAUGAUGAGGAGGAAGUUCAGUCCUUUGGCUACAAAAGGUUUGGUAUCCAGGAAGGAAAUGAAUGCAGCAGAUGUAGGAAUGACUGGGCUCUUAGGGCAGCCAUUGCUCUCCUCUAUGUCCUUUGUGCAUUGCUCACUAUAGCUGUGGCUGUCUUAGGAUACAAAGUGGUCCAGAAGAUGGACAGUGUGACUGAAGGGAUGGAGAACUAUGGAGGUAAAAUCAUUGCUGUGGAAACAGACCUAAAGAAGCUUGAUGAUCAGACUGGUGAAAAGUCAGAGAAUGCCACAAGUGAAAUAAUGUCCUUUAAAACAGACAUCCAGACAUUGCAGAACCAAAUUAAUGAUAUCGCCCUGAAUGCAUCUAGCAAUAGGGCAACUCUGGAAGAGCUACAGCGGGCAGGGGAGAUCAUGCAGAAUGGACACCUUUCACUAAAGGAGCUUCUGGAGAACAAUGCAAACACCAUCCGCAAUGUCAACUACACCCUGAACACAUACAACAACCUGAUUGGUGGGCUGAAGAAGGACACAGAACGGCUACAAUUGGAGCUGGAGGAGCAGACAAGAGAGCAGAGCCGAUCCACCCACAGCAUCAAUACUCUUAACUUCACCCAGAGCCAGCAGAGGAACCUCAUCAGCUCCCUCCAGAGGUCAGUGGAGGACACCAGCCAAGCAGUCCAGAAGCUGAAGAAUGACUACCAGAGUUUGCAGCAGGUAUCCAGGCAAACUAAAUCUGAUGCUGACUGGCUAAGGGAGAAGGUGCAGAAUCUCCAGGCACUCGCUGCUAACAACUCAGUGCUGGCCCGCUCUAACAGUGAUGCUCUGGAGGACAUGUCCUCUCAGCUUGGCUCUCUAUCUGAGCAAGUACAGAAUGCCUCAGCUGUCACUGAUAGUCAUGACCAAAGUCUGCAUGAGCUCAUGGACCGGCAGCGAGACCAUGACAAUGCCACCUCCAACAGGUUUGAUGCUUUAGAGGCACGCCUGGACCACAAUGAGCAAGACAUGGACCGCAUCACAGGGAAUGUCAGCUUUGCUACACAGCUGCUGGGAGCCAUCAGCACUGACCUGAAUGGCCUUCGCAGCUGUGCAAAAACAUUGACAUGGCACUCAGACCUACUGGUAUCCCUUAACAGCAGUGUACUGGAGGCCAGGGCAGACAGCACUGAGCUCAAAGCCCAACAAGAGGAGCUCACCACUAGGCUCGACAAGGAAGUGAGCAGCCUCUCCAUAGUCAUGGAGGAGAUGAAACUGGUGGACAGCAAACACUCGCAACUAAUCACCAAUUUCACCAUUCUUCAAGGACCCCCUGGUCCUAGAGGCCCUCGUGGGGAUAGAGGACCCCAGGGGCCUGCAGGGAAAACAGGUGAGAAAGGUGAUGUUGGGGAAAAAGGUGCACCGGGUAUACCAGGGCCUAAAGGAGACAAAGGGAUGCAUGGACCUCAAGGGGUCUCAGGCUUCCAAGGACCCCCUGGACCAAGAGGAAAUCCUGGGUCAAAGGGCUCCCGAGGAUCAGGGGGUAGGGCUGGGCCUCCAGGAGACAAGGGUGACCCUGGUCUGCCUGGGCUUGCUGGCAGAGAUGGUCAGCCAGGGUCUCAGGGACCCCAGGGGCCACCAGGUCCCACAGGCCCAGCAGGACCUGAAGGACCACAAGGACCACCGGGGCCAGCUGGCCCUGUUGGUCCUCAUGGACCAUCUGGACCACCUGGACCACCUGGACCACCUGGACCAAGUAGACCUCCUCCCCAAGUGGCAAAAUCUUUGCCCCCAGUAGGACCACAAAGUUCAGUGUCCCGCCAAGUCCAAGAACCCCCUCCCUCCAAUGCACCAGGAUGUUCACCUCAAUGGAAGAGCUACAGAGACAAAUGCUACUACUUCUCAGCUCCUUCAGAGAGACUGAGUUUUGCUGAGACAAAAGAAACAUGCAAAAACAAGACCUCUUCUAUGCUUAUUAUUAGGGAUGAGGAUGAGCAGCUUUGGAUACGGAAGCAAAUUGCAGGAAAGGGUUACUUUUGGCUGGGUCUUACAGACAUUGUAGAGGAAAACAUUUGGAGAUGGGUAGAUGGAACACUCCCCACCUUUACGAAUUGGAAACAAGGCCAGCCUGAUAACUGGAGCCACGGCCAUGAAGAGGGCGAGGACUGUGCAGGGCUCAUUCAUGAGGUAAAAAGAGGACCAGGUUCAGAUAUAUCGGCUGCUGUUCUUGUUUACGCCACGGCAAUGCCUCUUUUCACGUCCAAUCCCUUUGAUCAAGAUGUUGAGAAAGCGACCAGUGAGAUGAAUACAGCUGAAGACUGGGGCCUCAUACUGGACAUAUGUGAUAAAAUUGGGCAGUCACGUACUGGACCUAAAGAAUGCCUACGCUCUAUAAUGAGGAGAGUAAACCACAAGGAUCCCCAUGUAGCCAUGCAAGCCCUUACUUUAUUAGGUGCCUGUGUGUCAAACUGUGGAAAAAUAUUCCAUUUGGAGGUAUGCUCCAGAGAGUUUGCCAGUGAAGUUAGCAAUGUCUUAAACAAGGGCCACCCUAAGGUGUGUGAGAAGCUCAAGGCCCUUAUGGUGGAGUGGGCAGAGGACUUCCGAAAUGAUCCCCAGCUCAGCCUUAUAUCUGCCAUGAUCAAGAACCUGAGGGAGCAGGGCGUCACCUUUCCUGCUGUUGGCUCCCAGGCUGCCGAACAAGCUAAGGCCAGUCCUGCACUAGUGGCUAAAGAUCCAGCAACAUCCACAAACAAAAAAGAAGAGGAGGACCUGGCUAAAGCGAUUGAGCUGUCUUUGAAGGAGCAGCGUCUCCAGCCACAGACCGCCCUCUCUGGGCUGUACCCCAGCGCCAACAGCCUCCUCCCCUCCCACAAACCCGAGGGCCGAAAAGUUCGGGCCAUCUAUGACUUUGAAGCAGCAGAGGACAACGAGCUCACUUUCAAAUCUGGCGAGAUGAUCACCAUCUUAGAUGACAGUGACCCUAACUGGUGGAAAGGUGAGACAUAUCAGGGUGUGGGGCUCUUUCCGUCAAACUUUGUGACAGCAGACCUAACAGCAGAACCAGAGAUGAUAAAAACGGAAAAGAAGACGGUGCAGUUCAGCGAGGACAUCCAGGUCGAGACCAUUGAACCAGAACCAGAGCCAGUCUACAUAGAUGAGGAGAAAAUGGACCAGCUGCUCCAGAUGAUCCAGAGUGCAGAUCCGACGGACAACCAGUCCGAUGCCUGUGAGCUCCUACAGCUGGAGGGUGCCUGUAACCAAAUGGGUCCACUCAUUGAUCAAAAACUUGAAGAGAUCGACAGGAAGCACUCAGAGUUGUCUGAGCUUAACGUGAAGGUCAUGGAGGCUCUGUCGCUGUAUGCCAAGUUGAUGAAUGAAGAUCCAGUGUAUGCCAUGUAUGCCAAGCUGCAGAGCCAGCAAUACUACAUGCAGCAGCCCAAUGCCACCCAGCAGGUGUACCCUGGGCAGGUGGCACCAGGCCAAUAUAGCAUGACUGGCUCAGGGGUGCAAGGUUACAGUGUUCCUGUCGAGCAGCUUCCUGCUAUGAACCAGCCAGCCACUGCCAUGCCAGGCCAGGCAGCCCCCAGCGAUGUUCACAUGUAUAUGGGCCAGCCUGCAGUGUACAGCGCUACCCCAGCUGAGGUACAGGCAUACCAGAGCAGUGCCAGCGGGCCGGCCGGCCUGUCCCAAACGCCCAGCUACAACACCCCCGCCAACCAGAGCCUUCCCAACCCCACAGACACCCAACAGAGCCCUUAUCCGGAAAAGGCCCUCUUAUAGGACCCACAGAGACUGAUCUCUCUCAAUCAGAUACAAACAAACACACUCACGCGUGCAUGAGUGAACACCCACACUUAUGAACAAACAGGUGAUACAUGCAAGUUGACACUAAAACAAUAUGACUAAAGGUCAUACAUGACUGGUCAAUGUUCCUAGCUUACCAUCAGUCUCAGUAUAAAUAAAUCACCUCAAUUUGUCAACAGUCCCAUCUAGACACUAAAGAAGCACCCACAAAACACACUAAAUCUGACCACAUAGAAAGGUGCCAGAUAUUGACUACUGAAGUUAUAUUGUGCAAUUUGAAGAAUGUCAUCUCAGCAUAUUCUCUCUUUUGUUCUUUCUUGCUCUUUUAUAAUACGGUGGUUGAAUGAAGAUGGAAACUAAGGUACAUGACUUUUCUGGUAGUGUCCUUACUCUAACUAAGAGUCUUUUUCUUGUUCCAGGAAGGCUGAAAAACAUUAGUGAGAGCAUGCAAAUAUUGUACAUACUUUUCCCUAAAGGUUCAGAAUUCCCAGUAGUUACAGGUGUUUGUUGCUGAUGGGGUGCUUGGAAGGAUUUCAUCUCCCUUUGCUCUCAUCAUUGCUGAGCUUGACCGUGUGCAUGAGAGAGAGAGAGUGGGGUGUGAGUUUGUGUACGGCCUUCUUGCAAGAUCUUUUUCCAAACACUACAGUCACCCUUCUUUCCUCUGGGCCCAUGUAGCACAGCACCCCCCAUGAUCUCUGAGUGGUGAGGUCCAUACAGUAAUACCCACACUUCAUGGCAGGGUGGCACUGCCCACCUUCCCAGUGUCUUUAAACAUUUCUUUACAGUGUUAAAUUGAUAGCAUCUUGUUUGUAGUGUGCUUUUUUAUUUAUUUUGAUAAUGUUUUAAAUAUGCUGUACUUUAAAGUAAUGAGAGAAAAAGGAAGAUAUUCUGCCUACACGUGGAUGUGUAUAUAUAAGAACUCCCAUGUGUUGGAGCAGCUGUCUCUGAGAGGAGGAAUGGACAGCAGUAAUGUUGCUGAAUGAUGUCAUGCACUUUUUAUUUACCCUUCUGACUCACUGUCUUGAAUUUCAGCUCAACUCUUAAUAUAUUUCAACCCUAGAACUAACGUGGCUAAACAAAAAAAUAAUAAUUAACCAUUUAAAAUAUUUAGGCCCAGUGAGUUUCUAGAUGCUUUUCAGUGCUCACCUAAAACAAUUACCAUGUAUGUUUUAGAAUGUCUUGAGUAUUGUUCAUUCAGAACUGGAUGUGUACUGUGUAUAUGGGAAAGCUUGUUAUGUACCAGAGUUUUAUGCUUCAGUGAAGGCUGAGACUGAAAAUGAAGUGAGUGAGUUCAUUUGGGUCUGUUGGUAUGAAGAACGGUGGCAUGCUUUCUCUCUGCCUGUGGCAUUGUCUGUGUAGAUGGAGCAUGUCAAUCAAAAAGUUGCUGAGAAGCGGUUGACUUUGGACCAUGAACAUUUUCUAAUGUGGCCCUCUGGUUAUUCCACAAGGAGCCAGGAUCCGGAUGUAAACUUAACAGAGAAAAAUGACUGUUUCUGUGUUUUAAAGGUUAUACGUAUAUUGGUUCUGUUAAAUGUAUCUGGUUGUUUAUGUACCAUUUUAAUCAUCUGAAUUAGUAUUCACAAUAAAACUAGGCCAGAUGUACAGUCUAUACA
Messenger RNA from Electrophorus electricus (electric eel), 6057 nucleotides. RefSeq names its product signal transducing adaptor molecule (SH3 domain and ITAM motif) 1 (gene stam). The record is from RefSeq and is a predicted model, not a curated record. Gene Ontology annotation, cellular component: ESCRT-0 complex. Gene Ontology annotation, molecular function: ubiquitin binding; phosphatidylinositol binding. Gene Ontology annotation, biological process: protein transport to vacuole involved in ubiquitin-dependent protein catabolic process via the multivesicular body sorting pathway. Lineage: Eukaryota; Metazoa; Chordata; Actinopteri; Gymnotiformes; Gymnotidae.